Caenorhabditis bovis is the source of this 1395-nucleotide messenger RNA. Lineage: Eukaryota; Metazoa; Nematoda; Chromadorea; Rhabditida; Rhabditidae. The record is from the annotation of a GenBank genome assembly.
AUGCAAGCUUUCAUCUUCGAUUCGAUUCUGAUGAGCGCUUGGUUCCCAGGCCAUUCAUUCGACACACAAACCAAUGCUUGCGAUGUUGCUUACAACAUUUCCAUGGAAUUCCAGUCAUUCUACCAAUUCAAUUCGACAAAUAUGCCAAUUAAUAAGACAUGCAAUUGGAAGAUUUCAAUUCCACAAAAUUAUUUUGUCUACAUUUAUCUCGUCGCCGAAUUGCCGAAAAUCUCGACGAUUAUUGUGAAAGCUCGAAAUCAACUUCAACAACACCGAAAUCGAAGAGCGUUCUAUUUGACGCAUCCCGGAUUGGAAAUCAUCGUCGAAACCGUCGCGAACGUCUCGCUGAAUUUUGACAUCACUCGCCAAAAUUUGUCUCACGUGUUCUCCCCUACUUAUAUCGACAUUUAUAAAUCAUCUCAUGCCGUUGUACUGAACUCGGAGGAUACUUAUCAUCCAAUAAUGGUUCGUGGCGAGAAUCAGAUCGCCAUUGCUUCCAUAGCCGGCCAUUUUAAAGAUUUGCACCAAUAUAUGAGGGCCACAUUGAUUUUCGAUGGUCCCAACUGGAAUGCGACUUGUAUUGGAAACGCCUAUUCGAUUUUCAAAAGCGGAAAAAUGCUGAUGCCGACGAAGCGGACCGUCACAAUAUACACGCUGAUCCCGAUUCAAACUCAACUCCGCUUGGUGAUCGUCGACAAAACCGACCUUCCAGCGCUCACUCAAUUCCAUGGAGAAUACAUUGUGGCGUCCGGGUUUCGGAAUAUCAGCCUUUCAGAUUCAUCAAUGCUUCUGACAGUGACCCAUUCAAUCCAUGACGAAUACUUGAGUUCAAUGAGCAUUGAUGAGAAUUCGCGUUUGGACGUCUAUGUUGGCGGUCUCACCAAUUUGAUCGCUUCAUACAACGCGUCCAACAUCCAUUCGGAUCUUCCACAGAAUUUUCGAGCCGUCGUAAGAUUCUACUAUUUGAACGCCGGCAGUGCGAUGUUGAGCUUGACCAGGGACAAACACAUGGCGAGAUGGGAACACCCGUUUGCCGGCCGUCGCGGAUUUUUCAACGCGCAUUUUCACGACAAAAAUGAUGAAUUAAUUGAAUAUUAUGAUGUUAUUGGCGACAGCUCAAUGCAAUUCCAAUUCUCCUACAAAAUUUUGCAUUUCGAUGAUGGCCUUCUUUAUGUCUUUAUUCCCAAUCAUCAUUUGGGUGUCUACAAUGCGAGUGAUUCGACAAACCACCAAUGGGCGGUCUUCAAUGGUCCAUCGAUGUCAAUGUUUUAUCAUCAUGCCAAUCGGGGCGCGUUGAAAUUUCAGCUCGAUUUCAAGAUUGACGCCAUAAAUGGCGCCAAAAUUUUCAGCGUUUUUAUUUGUUGGCAUCUCAUUCUAUUUUACUUAAUUAUGUGA